Molecule: messenger RNA, 2490 nt
Organism: Verticillium dahliae VdLs.17
Lineage: Eukaryota; Fungi; Ascomycota; Sordariomycetes; Glomerellales; Plectosphaerellaceae
Exons: 2
Coding region: 1-2490 (829 amino acids)
Source: RefSeq, a predicted model, not a curated record
AUGGCUCGCCCAAUGAUAGCCCAGCUGACCAGGGCACUCUUUAACACAUUUGACAGCAGCUUUGAUGAACCUUCCACUCCGGCGAUGCACCUCGCCACAGCCGACAAGCCUGCACCGGACGAUGGGGACGUCUCAAGCGAUGACGAACCUAACGAUAUACCGAACACUGUCUUAUCCACAACACCUCGUCCUCGAAGCUUGCCACAUACCGAACUUGUAACAAGCGGACACCGGCGUCAAAGAAUGCAGCUCAAUGGAAAAGAGGCUGAGCGGCAUCCCCUGAUGGAUGACGUCGAAAACGAUCUGUUUAUUCCUCUGAACCUGGAACACCUGAACUCUGCCCUCGCUGUGCCACCACAAGGGAUCUCUGGACCGGCAGCACCCAGUCCCUUUCCUCUGAAUUCUUCGCAACGACCAGGAAUACAAAGAAAAAUUUCACAGCCCUUUGCUGAACACGAAGUAGAAAGCGAGCCGCCACGCCAGAUCGAACCGACGGACAAAUCCCCGAUCGAGUCGAAUGACCUACCUUCGCAGCCAGCUCAGGCUCGCCUCCUGGAAGAACAUCGCGAAGGAGGCGUAUCACGCACCAAUGGAGCAUUGAUGGUUGGAGAAAGUCGGCGGGAGACAGCACGCGCCACAGUCGAACACGCACGUGUUACAGUCAUGGAAGAAGAGGAUCCCGAGCAGUGGCCCGGGAAAGCACAGGAUAUAACGCCUUCUGCACCAGGGAAAACAAUGGCUGGAGGCAGAGAUAUUGAAAAUGGUUCCGUACCAAGGGAAUCCGAACCAAGAGAAGCAACAAUGGACCUGACAGAGCAAGCUGUCCCGAGCCAGCCUGGACAACAACCCUCCAAGAAUCCAGGUCCCUCUGAUGACGAUGGUAUUGAUGAGCCCAGCGCAGAUUCAGCUGGAGAGGCAGCAGAAAAUCCACAGAGACUUGCGACAGUGGCGCCAGUCACGCCGGAACCAACAGAGUGUGGGCAUGCGCAAAUGCCCAAGCCAAGACGCAGCAGCCGAACUCUUCAAGCUAAUUCGACAUCCCAUGACAUUGAGUCCCCAGUACUUGGGACCGAGCCACACGGUCCUGCAUCGCCUCGAACGAACGCACAGGUGCUGGUUAUGCCUGUAAACCAACGAGCGAAGCAGAAUCAUGUUGUCGUCGCAAAAGACCAUGAGCCGUACCCAGACGCUUCGUUGCUACUCACAUUCGAUCCAAGGCGCUUCUCUCCAUUGACGAAACUUGUUUCGAGCAAAUAUCUUGUGCGCAUAGCCGACUUGCUGAGUAGUCCAGAGUGGAUUAACGGCAUGGAGACUUGGAACAACAGACUCACUGAAGACCCUCUGUCAGUCGCGAUGCAUUACGAGAGCGACACUUGCAGUCGUUUGGGAAGACAGAUGCUACUCCUGGCCAAAAUUUGCAAGGAGGUACCGCGCAGACCAGGUACGCGCGAACAGUUCAGGUACUUCGGCGACACCGACAGCAAUGACAAAAGUCUGGCGCCCAAUUAUAUGGAGGGCGUCGUCAUCCAUGUCGAAGAAGUCCCGACGAAAAGGCUCGGAGCAGGCAGUAACACGCCAGCUAAAUCGCGGCGUCAAGUAACCGUGGACAUACCCCGCAACAUUAUUCCUCUCGCAAUCUCCAUGGUAGAGCUCGUGUUCAUCGCGGGAGCGUCGGCAGCUGGAGUGGGGCGGUUGGACGCAAUACCGGAACAUGCCGAGCACACCAGUCAGACAUUGCAAUUAUUGCGGCGUGUGCUUGUCUGGGUUGAGAGACUCGAGAGGGUCGCGGCCGAGGAGUUUGCCAGUGCUUCGAAUAAACAACAGGACAUGGGAACGGAUGCAUCGCCUCUUAUGCUUGAUCGACAUGGUCUGGACGUCAUGAUUCAGAAGCUCCAAAAGGCAGUAGGACACAGUUAUACGGCUCUGAACAAGCAGAUCGACAAGGUCAACCGGCUUACUACAAGGCAAGAAAAUCACUUGGACAGGCUCGCCGAAGAGAACCUUCAGAAUACUCAGCGGGGAGAGUCGACGCAAGCCAAGCGAAAGCGCAACGAUGAUGAGAAGCAAGCGGCGAGGGAAGAGGCCAAGCGGCGAUGCAUAGAAUCAGUAACAAGGUUCACCGAAGGCCCGGCACGCGACACGAGACGGCCGGCACACCGAUCAGUGGCCAACCUCCCGGCAGAAGGAGGCGGCAGCAGUGAACACUACCACCCUCUCGAGGUGCCGCAAAGCGUACCGACCCCUCCGUGCACUUCAGGCACUUCGGGCAGAGCAUACCCGGAUGAGGUGUUCAAGCGAGUCUUGCGGGCGCUCAAGUACUCACAGAAGCCUGACGUCGAGACUAUUGCGGAAUCCAUGAAAUACCACGUUGAAGACGUGUGGGACGUCAUCGCGCUGCUAAAGACGGCGGCGGAAGCUCAGCAGCGGGCGGGCGGCAGGAGGAUGCCUGACGGGCUGCGGCGUUCGUUUGAGUAUUUGUAUCGGCGAUGA